Molecule: messenger RNA, 1095 nt
Organism: Aureobasidium vineae
Lineage: Eukaryota; Fungi; Ascomycota; Dothideomycetes; Dothideales; Saccotheciaceae
Source: the annotation of a GenBank genome assembly
AUGGCUGGAAACACGUCGACCGACAUCUUGGUCACUAGGUUCCAAUCACCCGACUACAAUCGCCUUUACCUCGACAAAGCCACCAAUGCCGUCAACAAGCAAGUCCUCUUCCGAGGCCUCUACCAAGGCGUCGGCAGCGUCAUCAUAGCCACCCUCCCCUCUUGUAUCCCACCCUCGAACACCCAUAUCUCAAUGAGUCCAUCUCUGACCUUGUUCAGCANNGGAGCCUUUUUCACUACCUACGAAGGCGUCAAGUCUACCUUUACCAAGUACAACCCUACCUUCUCUGGCUCUUCACCUCUCCUCCCUCAACCCAUCAUUCACUCCGCCGCAUCCUCGAUCGCAGAACUGGUCUCUUGUGCCAUCCUCACCCCUGCCGAGGUAAUCAAGCAAAAUGCUCAGAUGGUCGAUACAGCAAAAGGCGACAACAAGGCCAAUGCAACUCUCCAAACCCUCGCCAAAUUCAGAUCCAACCCGCUGGCUUUGUGGAGAGGCUACACAGCACUGGCAGGCCGCAACCUACCUUUUACAGCUCUGCAAUUUCCCAUCUUCGAGCGUCUGAAAGAAGGAAUAAAGAAACACAGAGAAGACAGAGGAACACGGACAAAUACACUGCUGGAAAACGGCUUGAUCACUGCCGCCAGUGCAGGCUCAGCUGGUGCCUUUGCCGCAGUGGUGACCACCCCAGUCGACGUCGUCAAAACACGCAUCAUGCUCGCCGCAGCAUCAAGUGCAGCCGAAGACCAAAACAGCAACACCCCAAAGUCAAAACCCAAUUCAAACAGCCCCGUCGACGCCCUAGGUCGCUCCACCCAAAGCAAAGGAGAAAACCUCAAAGACGCACUUCAGAACAGCAAACAAGGCCUCAAAGACGCAAUCCAGAAUGUCGCAAAGCCCGUGUCGAGAAAGGGCAGCAUACAGAUUGCCAAAGAGAUCAUCGCUGAUCAGGGUGUCAUCAAGGGCCUUUUCCGUGGCGGUGCUUUGAGGGCUGUGUGGACGUUGAUUGGAUCUGGACUCUAUCUUGGUGUCUAUGAGAGUGGGCGUGUAUAUCUGGCCCAGCGACGGGGCGAAGACAUUGAUAAUGAGGAUAUAUGA